AGCGAGUAUUCUUUGCAGGAAAGGUUUCGAAACGGCGAUCGUCGGCGGCCGGCACGCCCCCCAAGCAGCCAGUGAGAGGCGGCCGCUGGUGUGACGUAGAGCCCCGCCAGGCCGCGCCACACGUGAGCGCCGGCGGCCGGCUCUGCCGCCCUCAGUUAAGUGAUGGCUCCCGUGGUGGUAGGGUUGUUGCCUCGCUCGGUCGCCACGUGUGUCAGUGCUCAAAGGUACGCUCGGCUAUGUUGGGGGCUAAGCAGAAGACCAGCCUUCGCUGUAAGCACUCGCCUGAAAUCCACCCCGGCAGCCGCCCUGGUGGAGGAGAACACGACCGUCGAUGCCUCGCCCCACGAUAACAAUAAAAGGGACUCGCUGGACUUGACCUUCUGUGACCAUGAGGCGGCGUUCAAGAGCAAGACGACCGGCGAAGUGUUGCGUGCCCUGCUGGUGUUUAAGUUGUGCGGCGUGGAGUACUUGGUGAAGAACAACGAGCAGCUCCUGAAACUUGGAAGGACGAUACUCGGGAAUAAAUUGUUCGUUGCUCUCAUGAAAGCCACCUUCUACGGGCACUUCGUCGCGGGGGAGGACCAGAUCAAAAUUCAGCCCACGUUGGAGAGACUUCAUUCCUUCGGCGUCAAAUCCAUCUUAGACUACUCUGUUGAAGAAGACAUAAGCUCGGAAACUGCGGAGAGGAGGGAGAUGGAACUUCACCAAAGCGUAGGCUCACGUUAUAAGCCCCUUCCAACGAGCUGCGAGUCCAAGGCGGAGGGCUCGAACGUCCUGGAGAGGUACACGCCGCAGAGAAAGUUCGCAGACCGCCGCUAUCAAGUGUCAGGGGCAAGGACUUACUUCUACGUGAAUGAGGCGCAGUGUGAGAAGAACAUGGAAACCUUUAUCAACUGUAUGGACGCUGUGUCAGAUGCUACCAAAGGCACGGGCUUCGCUGCCAUCAAGAUGACCGCUCUGGGCCGUCCACAGGUGUUGAUGCAGCUGUCAGAAGUGAUCUACCGCACCCGGCAGUACUUCACCCAGGUGACAGGGGAGUCUGGACCAAUGAUGUUCUCGGACAUCAACACAGAUGUCUUUGAGAAGAGGUUCCGUGAAGAGAACAUUCACACAGACAACCCAGCAAUUCGUGAGUGGCUGGAUAACAUGACUUACGACACUAAGGGCCUGAUCCACCUGUUCUCCUGGUCUGGCCUCAUCGAUGCAAACAUCCUGCUGAGUGAUCUGUUCCGUGUGCCCAACCUCAACACCGGCCAGAUGGAGCCAAUCAUCUCAGCACUCACCACAGAGGAGGAGGAGAUGUUCAAGAAUAUGAUGCGUCGCCUGCACACCAUCUUCAGGUAUGCCAGGGAGCGGGAUGUGAGGGUGAUGGUGGACGCUGAGCAGACGUACUUCCAGCCAGCCAUCUCCCGCCUCACCCUGGAGAUGAUGAAGAAGUACAACCAGGAGAAAGCCAUCGUCUUCAAUACCUACCAGUGCUACCUGAAGGAGACACUCAACAACCUCUCACUUGACCUUGAGCAGUCAUAUCGGCAGAAGUUCUUCUUUGGAGCCAAACUUGUCAGGGGAGCUUACAUGGAGCAGGAGCGAGCCCGUGCAGAUGAGCUUGGCUAUGAAGACCCCGUCAACCCGAGCUACGAGGCCACCACCCAGAUGUACCACGACUGCUUGGAGGAGUGCCUCAGGCGCAUCAAAUUCAACAAGUCUUUUGGAGACACUCAGAAGAUUGCCAUCAUGAUCGCCUCCCACAAUGAGGACACUGUGGGCUACACUGUCAACAAGAUGCAGGAUUAUGGCAUCCACCCACAGGACAGAGUGAUCUGCUUCGGACAGCUGCUGGGAAUGUGUGACCACAUCUCCUUGCCGCUAGGACAAGCUGGCUACUCGGUGUACAAAUACGUCCCCUACGGCCCGGUGAACGAGGUGUUGCCGUACUUGUCCAGGAGAGCGACAGAGAACGGCUCCAUCCUGAUCAAGCUGGAGAAGGAGAAGCAGCUGCUGAAGCGAGAGCUGUGGCGGCGCAUCACCCACGGCCAGAUGUUCUACAAGCCGAAGGGGAACUACAUACCUGUCGGUGCCCGGCCUCACUGAUGCGGAGGGGCAGCUGUGAGUUGUGUGUUGCUGUGGCAUUGAGCAUAUCUUUGUUACACUUGUUUCACUUGCCAGUUCAUUUAUUUUACAGUCAAUAUUUGAAGUGCAGAGAUGUUUUACAAGGUACCAGCUGAAAGACAUUGGGAUAACUUGCUUUUCAUUAUUAUUAUUAUUAUUAUCAUCAUUAUUAUUAUUGUUGGUUUGUUAUUUAUAUUUAUAUUUUCUUGUCCUACCAUCUUUAUAUUCUAACUCAUUAUGUCAUUCUAAGCAAAAUUUUAAAAGAGGUUGGCAUCAUUUACUUGUCAUUAUUGUUGAUCAUUGUUUUUAUUCAUUUGUAUUUUUUUUUUACUUUGUGUGUUGUCUCAAAGCAGAAUUUUAAAGCUGACCAGUUUAUUUUCGUUACCUUUAUUAUUACCACUGUGUUUACUCUAGGUUUACUUAUUUCACUCACUGUUGUUUCAAAGCAGAGUUUUCUCUGCUGCUGGAGGAGGAGAGGGUCUUGCAGUUGUAUAAAUUGCUCUUAGUAUUGUGGAUUGAUGCUUCACUAUCCAUCCACAUUUACAUUUCUGUCCAGUCAUGUCAAGGUGAGUGGUGUGGAUGUGUUCUCCGUGCCGUGCCGUGCUGUGCCGUGUCCAGGUGUCCAGGGAAGUGCUUACAUUGUGUGUACUUACAAUAUGCAGCCCUCCUUGUGUUACUGCAACUCAAGAUUAAUUACAGUUCCCCUCACAGUUUCCUUGUUACACUUUCCACAACUGUUUUAUUUCUUUUCCAGUGAAACAUUUUUCAUAAUCAACUCUUUGUAAAAUUUUUACAGAUUCUUUAUCACAGCAAGUUUUCUUUCUUUUUUUUUUUUUUCAGUAUUUCUGGGUAUCUCUGGACCUGUCUUUUGUGUGAUAGAACAUAUCAUUUUGAAUGCUGUUGUAUUCCUUAUUCAUGGACUUAACCCAGGUGAUGUUAUAUUGAUGUUGACAUUGAUGGCAGACUUUUGUCACUGAUUCUGCCUUGUUUCUCCUAAUUGUUAUACUUACAGGGCUUGUGCUGUAUUGAUGCAUCUUUAUUUGAGGCAUCAUAUAAAGAUUGAUGGUAAUAUUUUGUGGAUACUUUAGUAUGUCAUGGCACUGAAGCACCACAUUCUGUAAUGCAUCAUGAAAUUAGGCAAAAGCUUCCAUAGAGGGUCUGAGGUAUAGGAGCUGUAAAAGAUGUAUUUGUUUUAGAUAUUAUUGCUUAUAUUUCAUCCUCCAUCAGAUAUACUGCCAUGUUUGUAUUAUUGUAUUACAGAAUUUCAUUGCCAUCAAUGCUGUCAAUGAUAACCAAAUUAUAAAACUGCAUUUUGUACUUAGUUGAAUGUAGAACUGUUUUAAACA
Scylla paramamosain (green mud crab) is the source of this 3455-nucleotide messenger RNA. RefSeq names its product proline dehydrogenase 1, mitochondrial-like (gene slgA). The record is from RefSeq and is a predicted model, not a curated record. Gene Ontology annotation, cellular component: mitochondrion. Lineage: Eukaryota; Metazoa; Arthropoda; Malacostraca; Decapoda; Portunidae. Gene Ontology annotation, molecular function: FAD binding; proline dehydrogenase activity. The transcript is spliced from 10 exons. The coding region runs from base 163 to 2091 and encodes 642 amino acids.